Messenger RNA from Thamnophis elegans (Western terrestrial garter snake), 2076 nucleotides. It is a transcript of the gene TYSND1, whose product is annotated as trypsin domain containing 1. The transcript is spliced from 4 exons. Gene Ontology annotation, biological process: protein processing; regulation of fatty acid beta-oxidation. Gene Ontology annotation, cellular component: peroxisome. Gene Ontology annotation, molecular function: serine-type endopeptidase activity. Lineage: Eukaryota; Metazoa; Chordata; Lepidosauria; Squamata; Natricidae. Bases 263 to 1945 code for a protein of 560 amino acids. The record is from RefSeq and is a predicted model, not a curated record.
UCCUCUCCUCUGCUAGCCCGGCGCGUCCCACGACUUGGUGCGGCUUUGCAGCAGAGCUCCGCCGGGCGGGGUACAACUCCGACCUCCCCGUUUCUCGGGAAGGGGCGAGGAAGGAUCAAGGCAGCACUGCAGGGGCGACCCUGGAAGCGACGCGCUUCCUUGGCGUUAAACUCUCCUAGCGUUUUUGCAGGAUUGGGAUUCCCUCGGGCGAUCAAGUCGAGAGAUCCGCUGGCGAGGGGAUCUCGACUUUUAUUUUUCCCCUAUGUCCGAGACUUUAGGAUCGACAGUAGCCCGGGCUGGCUGCGUGAUCUCGGUGUCUCAUUCCCGGGACACCCGCGGGUGUUGCAGCGGCAGCGGCGUCCUCUUGAGUCGAGAUCCCCCGGGUAUCGUUCUUUGCCCCGGGAUCCUCUUUGCCCCUUUCCUUCUAGAAUUCGAGCACCCCGAUUGGUCACAGGAGAAAGUCCUGCUCUCCGAUCGCUUCUUGCCGGGCCUCCAGAUCCAGGUUCUUAAGGCAGGUGGGGACAACAGCAGCAAAGCCAACCGGGAUCGCCUGGCUGGAGACCUCGGGGGAAAUAACCCCGUGCUGAGGUUUAAUCCGCUUUCGAAUCGGGGUCGAUCCCCCAACGGUUGGAGGCACUGCGAGGCUGAGCUGCUGAUGGUAGCCGCCUGCCCGCAGUUCCAGGAGGCCUUCUCCCAAAUCUUCAGCACCUCCGAUCGGUGGCAUUUUGGUGGGAAUGACUUUGAGGAAGAAGUCAAUACUUUGGAGAAGGACUUGCCUUGCCUGCAUUGGUUUGCCCUGCUGAGGAUCCUGGAGCCCGAUUCCCAUGAGGCGAGUUGGGUGAGCUGCGUCCCAGCCGGAUCCCUCAGGAAGGGGGACACCGUCUUCACCUGUGGCUCCCCUUUUGGCUCCUUGUGCCCGGAGAUCUUCAUGAAUACGCUUAGUAAAGGGAUAGUCAGCAACCUGGCAGGAGCAAACAAUGCCCUCCUCUUGACUGAUGCCCGUUGCUUGCCUGGCACCGAAGGUGGCGGUGUCUUCGUCACGUCAGGAAUGGGUCCUCAUCUGGUCGGGAUCAUCGUGGCUCCGCUUUGCUGGAAAGCCACCGAGUGGGUUGGCUUGACUCUGGUUUGUGCCGUUGACGCCAUUCUGGAGAGUGUCGCAGGGAUCCUUUCAGGGUCUCGGGGUUUCCCGAAGCCCUGGUUGCUCCCCGCAGAACUUGUGACCAGGUCACAUGCUAUGAUGGCACUCAGAAAUGGACUGGACAGGCAUCUGUUGGAUGUUGUAGUUCUGGUAGAAUGCGGACCCACCUGGGGGUCCGGGGUGAUGAUGAAUUCAAAGCUGAUGCUAACCUGUCGACAUGUAGUCUGUGGAGCAUCAAGUGUCUGUAUCAGGUUUGUAACUGAUCCUAAAAGGGAUUCUGUAGUGAAAGGAAAGGUAGUGUUUUCAACAAAGGACUCUUCCCCCUAUGAUAUUGCAUUGGUAGAGUUGGAAGAAGGUUUAUCCACAUUGCCAGAGCUUCCUCUAGCAUCAGCGUUUCAUCCAGGAGAAGAUGUCAGUAUUGUGAGCUUUGGUGUGUUCGGUCAGGCCUGUGGACCGUCUGUUACAUCGGGAAUCCUCUCAGCUGUGAUCACCGUAGAAGAUAAGCCAGUGAUGCUCCAGGCAACCAGUGCAGUUCACGGUGGCUCAAGUGGAGGCGCCCUCUUUGGCACCCACAGUGGGAAACUUCUAGGAAUUGUUGCCAGCAACACAAGAGAUAACAGCGUUGGUGUGACCUAUCCUCACCUCAACUUUAGCAUUCCUGUUACAGUCCUGCAGUCAGCCAUCUUGCAAUAUAUCCACCAUGGAAGCCUGCAUGGCUUUCAAGAACUAGACAGAGUAGGAGAAAGAAUUCAGGUUGUCUGGAGACUACAAAGAGAACCUGUGGAGAUGCCACGCAGCAAACUAUGAGAAUUUUCACCGAAUGAAGAAGUAUAGAAGAAUAUUGGCUUCAUAUAUCUUAGGUCAAGGGUAGUCAACCUUUUUAUACCUACCGCCCACUUUUGUAUCUCUGUUAGUAGUAAAAUUUUCUAACUGCCCAC